This is a messenger RNA of Anastrepha ludens (Mexican fruit fly), 624 nucleotides long. Its product is annotated as putative nuclease HARBI1. The record is from RefSeq and is a predicted model, not a curated record. The transcript is spliced from 4 exons. Bases 1 to 624 code for a protein of 207 amino acids. NCBI's taxonomy places the organism in Eukaryota, Metazoa, Arthropoda, Insecta, Diptera, Tephritidae.
AUGGGAUAUCCACAAUGUAUUGGAGCAAUAGAUGGAUGUCAUAUUGAAAUUCAUCCAAGAAAGGAAGAAGCCAUUGAUUACUACAACUACAAAGGGUGGUAUUCCGUAAUACUAUUGGCUUUGGUAGACGCAAAAUAUAGAUUUGUUUAUAUACAUUGCGGCAGUCCUGGAAGAUGCAACGACUCCUCAAUUUUUGAAAAAUCAUCGCUAAAGCGCGAGUUGCAAAGUUGUGCACUUCUUGAUGAAUUGAGCUUGCAGUAUGGAUCCACAAAAAUACCAGUCCAUAUUAUAGGGGACUCUGCUUUUCGUCUCUCUCAGCAUUUAAUGAAGCCAUAUCCGCAUAGUGUGACCAAUACACGCGAACAAAAAAAAUUCAACUAUAGAUUGUCUAAGUGCCGGCGUGUUGUGGAAAAUGCUUUUGGCCAUUUAAAAGCCCGAUUUAGGAGAAUUGGAGAAGGCGUGGAUAACCACAUCAAAAAUGUAAACACAGAUUUAAUUUUGGAAAAUUGGCUAGUGGAAAUGCAUCGCGAUUCCAGGCGCAAUAUUCUAUACGGCACCAAUGCAGUUGACCGAUCUGAAGGAGAAUCGAUAAGAAAUGCGUUAAAGGAUUAUUUCAGUGAGUAA